CGAAAUGAUCAACACAGCUGUAUCGGAGCACAAGAUGACCGUACCGUGAAGAAUUUCGUCAGAACAUUCUUUCCGCAAAAAAUGUGAAGAAAGUUUGUUAAACUGUGUCGAUCUGUUAAUUCUGAAAGGGAUGGAAGAUCCGGAAGUGGAGGACGAAUAUGAACGUGAGGAUGUACAGAAAAAGACUUUCACUAAGUGGAUUAAUUCACAGCUUGGAAAAGGAAAUCAUCCAUUAGUGAAAGAUUUAUUUUUUGAUUUGCGAGAUGGAACACGACUUCUGGGUCUUUUGGAAGUUCUUUGUGGAAAAGAAUUACCAAGAGAAAGAGGAAAGCUGAGAGUUCACCACCUUAAUAAUGUUGGACGUGCCUUAAAAGUUUUACAAGACAACAAUAUUAAGUUGGUCAACAUUAGCACCAAUGAUAUAGUCGAUGGUAACCAGAAACUAACAUUGGGCUUGGUAUGGAGCAUAAUUUUACAUUGGCAGGUUCAUGGUGUCCUCACAAAGGCUUCAGAUGAACUUCCUCAGACACAUUUAGAAAAAACUUUAUUAGCAUGGUGUCGUGAUGCUACUUCAGGGUAUUCUGGGGUUAACAUUCGUAAUUUUACUACAAGUUGGAGCGAUGGAUUGGCUUUUAAUGCUCUUAUUCAUCGAUUCAGGCCAAAUUUAUUUGACUAUGAUGCCUUAACAAAGAAAGAUGAGAAUUCUCGUCUUGAGCAUGCUUUUCAGAUAGCUUAUAAAUACCUUGGGAUCGAUAAACUUCUUGAUCCUGAAGAUGUAAAUACUAGUCUACCUGACAAAAAAUCUGUGAUGAUGUAUGUAAUGUGUUUCUUCCAAUCUUUGCAUAAUCAAUCAAUUCCUCUUAGAAGGCACAAUUCUUCAGAUUCCUCAGAAGAAAGUGCAGAGGCAAGUGAUAUUACUUCAUAUCAAACGUCAUUAGAAGAUGUAUUAACAUGGCUUCUUGAGGAUGAAGAAAAGUUAAAAGAACAAUCAAUUGCUGAUAAUUUAGAUGACAUUAAAGAACAGUUUCAUGACCAUGAGGCAUUUAUGUUAGAGCUUACAAAGCACCAACAGGCUGUUGAAAAGGUUUUGUGCAGUGGUCAUCUACUUUUAAAGCAAGGAAAGAUUACACCUGCUGAACAUGAAGAAAUAGUUGUACAGAUGCAGUUACUAAAUGAGAGAUGGCAUGACAUAAGAUCAAAAGCUAUUGAACGUCAAAAUGAAUUACAAGAAAAAGUUAUGAGUUUACAAAAAAUUCAACUUGAUAACAUAUCAAAAUGGUUAAGUGAAAUGGACAAUAAACUAGAACACCUGCCUUCUCUUGGACCAAAUUUAGAUGCACUUAAGAAACAAGCUGAAAUGCACAAGCAUCUUAUGGAAGAAGUUGAAAGAAAACGAGAUGCAGUGAAUGGUAUCACAAAAAUAAUGAUUGUAAUGGACGAUGAUAGCAGCCAAAAUGCAUAUGCUUCAUUAAGCAAACAGCUAGAUCAGAUUAUUCAACAAUGGUCUAAAAUUUGUCAAGCUGUCAGUGAACGUAAUGCGAUUUUUGAGUCACUAAUUCCUCAGUGGCAGCAGCUAGAAGAUGAAGAGCUUUGUUUUAGUCAGUGGUUGCAGAGGAAAGAUCAACAACUUUCUACAAUCACCUUGAAGCCGCCUGCUGAUAGCCGGGUGUUGCUUGAGCAAGUGAAACUGUUACAGUCAGUAGAACAAGAUUUAGACAUUCAUCACCGUUUAUUUAAUCAAUUAACAGAAAGAGCUCAAAAAAUUAAAGAACAAUUAGAAGUUGGGUCGCUGGGUAUGAUUGAAAUAACUGACAAAAUUGAAAAACUUACUCAGAGGUGGGAUGCUCUUGUACUUUUAAUGGAAGACUUGAGUAAAAAGCUUACUAAGUUAGAAGAAGAAAAAGCUGCUUCAACAAAUAGAAAACAGAAUGAGCUUGUACAUUCUCCUCCAUCUGAUUCUAAUCAACUGGAAAAUGAACAAGGUGGAGCAAAGAAAAGGCGUUUGGACAGUUGGCGCAUGCACGAAUGGUAUGAAAACUAUGAAGAAGUGAAUUUAUGGCUAGAUCGUGCAGAAUCAACAAUGGGUAUUGCAGCCUAUGAAACUUCAGGAAAUGAUAUUUCACCUUGGGAUACACUGAGUUUAGAUGAUCAGCAAGUACUCUUAGAGGACACAGAAGCAGAUUUCAGGGCUCAGAAAAGUAAAGUUGAACAGCUUUUAAGCCAAGGAGCUCAGAUUAUAAAAGAUUUAGAAUCAGUCGGUGAAAAUCCAAUAAAAAUUCAAAAAAUAAUGCGUGAUGUUGAAUGUCGAUGGAAAGCACUUGUUACUGCUGUUGAAAAUCAGAAGAAUGAUGUUCAGUUGCAAUUAGAUGCAGAUCGCUUGAGAUGUGAAAAAGAUGCAUUAGAACUUAUCCUCAAUUUUCAAGUCCGUUGGUUUGAAACAGCUCAAAGGACAAUGCUUGAUAAAAAGCCUGAAGAAUGUCGAAGAAUGGCUGAAGAGUGUAAACUAUGUCUGUCUUCUUUGCAAGGCCAUGAAGAAAAAGUGGAAAAACUGAAAAAGGAGACAAAUGAACUCAAGAAGAAAUCUCCUUCACUUAUGUCCUUUGCAGUUGAAGUUGAUCAAUUUUGCAAAGAAUGGAAUAUAAUGUCCAGGAAGCUUGCUGAAAUGGAAAGAAGUUUAAAUCAUGCAAUGCUGCAAGCUCCACCAGUUGCAUUUAUGGAAGCUGCUCAAUCCUUGGACACUUGGCUGGUAAAUGUUCAUCAGGCUUUGAUCUCGGAACAAAUAUCUGUAGCAGAAUUGGAUCAGAUGGAAGAGCAGCUUACAAAGUUAAAGGAAUUACAAAGUACAAUAGAAGAUGAACAAUCCAACUUGGAUUAUGUUAAAAAAACUAGAAAUCAACUCUUAAAAUCUGAUUCAGAUGCUCCAUGGGUUGGAGAGCUGAACCAUCAGGUACAGCAUUUGGAAAGCACAUGGUCAGAAGUCUGCAAACUUAUUCGAGUGAUGAUGGAAGGACUAGAAAAAUACAUUGCUAAACUCCAGCAGUUUCAGAGUGAAGCUGCAGGCCUCAUGAAUUGGAUGCAAGAUGUUGAUCAGUUUCUAGCUGCUGAAGAUCCUGCUGUAGGUGAUAUAAGUACUUUAGAAGCACAACUUGAGCAGAGUAAUGCUCUUCAAGAAGAUAUCAAAACUUUAGGACCUAAUGUGCUUCGAAUAGAAAGCACUGGUAAAGAAUUAAUAGAGAAUGCCGGUGAAACUCCAUUUGCUGCUGAGUUAAGGAACCAGAUUUCUACUUUGAAGGAAAAUUGGGAAAGAGUAGUUGAACAGACAAAUAUCAAAAAUAUGAAACUAAAAGAAGCUCUAAAUGGAAGCAAUGAAUUAACUGAAAUAAUGGCAGAUUUAUCUGAUUGGUUGCAGAAAUUAGAAACUGAGAUUCCAGAAGAUGGUCCUGUAUCUAAUUCAUCUGAUUUGAUGUCAAAAAAUAAAAAAUUACAGUUUCUAUUAAAUAAAGUAGAGAAAAGACAUCAAGAAUAUGAAAAACUUUCAUCUGCUUUUAAGAACAUAUCCAAUUCAUCUCAGCAAAAAUCUUUAGAAAACUUGUCUGAGGAAUUUGAAAAUGUGAAGUCAAAGUGGGAAGGAACAGUUUCAAAAAUUAAAGAAUUGUCUAAGAAAUACAAGGAAAUGGCUCUAAAAUAUAAUGAAUUUUGCAAUUUGGUAAUGAGAGAAAAUGAUUGGUUAGAUCGAUUAGAAAAGAAGCUCAAAAGAUCUCCUGAAUCUGCUGCUGAUGCUGAAGAAAUAUCUGAAAAUUUAGAUGACCUGGAAAAUUAUUUACGACAUCACCCAUCCGAUAGAAUACCAAAAAUUCAAAAUAUUGGACAGUUUUUAGUUUCAAAUGAUGUUUUAGUAACUCCUGUAGAAAGGGAUGUAAAUUUAGUAACCAGGCGAUUUGAAGAAUUAAGCAGACAAGGUCGAGACAGACAGCAACUCUUAGAAAACAGCAUAGCUGAAGCUCAGCAGUGUGAACGUCACAUAUUAACUGUCCAAGCUUGGAUAUCACAUAUUGACACUGUUUUGCAGAAUAGAUUAGAUAAUGAUAUCUCUUCUCAAGAUGUACCUGAAGAACUUACACAACUAGAGGCCGAAUUUGCUGAAAAAGAACAAAGUAUUAAAUCUCUUCAAGAAGAUGUGGAGAAUUAUAGGUCUCGAGGGCGCAUUGAGGCUGCUCAUAGACUAGAAGAACAAUUGCGUUUAGUAGAGGAAAAAUUUAGUGAAUUACAAGAAAAAUUCAUCAAAUUUCAAACUCCUUGUAAUUUUGGAAAUAAGCUUAAUCAUAUGGGUACUAUGUUAAAUGAAGUAGAAGAUGGCCUCAAUUCAUUUCAGUUCUCCAGUGAAGAUUCUGAUUCUUCUGAAAGUCAGCUGGAAAAAUGUUUGCAUUUAUACAAAGUUUUGAGUGAAUUGAAGCCAGAACUGGAGCAAUGUAUACGACAAGGAAGGCAGAUAGCUGGUUCAAAGCAAUCUGAUUUAAAAGAACGAUUAGAGUUCUACAAGAAUCAAUACAACAUUCUUGGUUCUAAGGUUACUGAAGCAAGAACUGCUCUUGAAAAUGCUGUUAAAAAAGAAAGUAAUUUAGAAGCUGAAAUUUUUCAUUAUCAAGAAUGGCUACAUGCUGCUCGGAUGGACGCUGAUAAAACAGCUCCAGAAAAAACAAAGAAUGUUAGUGAAAUGGAGGUUCAACUAUGUAAUGAUAUACUCUCGGAGGUGAGGAAUAAAAAGAAUCUUUUGGACAGCUUAUUAGAGAGAGCCAAAAAUUCAGAUGAGUCUUCAGAAGAGAGCAUCAUGGAAUUACAACAUGAAUAUUCAAUGUUUGAACAGAAAUUAAUGAAACGCAUUGAAACUCUAAAGGGUGCGAGUAAAGAAUAUUCCAAAGACUUCUUUCAGUCUUUAGCCGAAAUGAAAAACUGGUUACAGUCAGCUGCAAAUUUUGUGUAUAAUUUUGAGAAGCUUUCCCGUAAACAGAAAUUGUCUGAGUCUCAGCAAGAAAGGCUUAAGCAUUUGCAAGAAGAAUUAGUCAGCAUAGAACAGAAGAAAAAUGAACUGAUUAAAGCUAGUAAUCAAAUGGGAAAGCUUAAGGAAAAGUUUGCAGUCAAACCUGAACUAGUUGAAGUAGAAGAAAAAUUUGAAAUUUUAUCUAGUAAAAUUCAAAAUUUAGUAACUAAUCAAGAGAUUGACGUGAAGCGUGCCACAAUUGAGCAACUGAGGGCAUCUCCUGUUCAGCUUCCUACUUCUGAGCCUGGUUCUCCUAAAAUUGAAGAAAUUGGACUGAAGAUUAGAAGGCUUAGUUCAGCUCUUGAUGAACUGGGGACAUUAACUACAAAUAAAACCAAUAUAAAUAAUUUUGAUUCCACUUCUCAAUUAAAAGAAGAGCUCAAAGCUUUGACUGAAAAAGUUACAACUGUUGAAGAGGAUAUGAACCAGCUUAGAAGUGAAUGGCAAGUUCACAGCAAUAGAGAUGACUCUUCAACAGCAAGGUUAAACCAUCAAAUGAAAGAAUUGACUGAUAAAUAUAUGAAUAUAACUGAAAAAGUUGAAACACAGUGCCAAAAAUUGAAUGGCAAAAUUGAGCGUUGGUCUGAUCUUGAGAGAAAACAUGAAAAUCUUUCAGAUCGCUUGCAGUAUCUUCUUUCUAAUUUCAAAGACAUAGAAAAAGCCCCAGUUAGUCGACAAAAGGCUUUAGAAGAUGAGGCUAAAAAUUUACAAAAUGAAUUUGAGAAUCUACAGCAAGAAGCAACUGAAAUUGGGGCCUCAAAGACACUUUUACAGAAAUUGUUAAGAGAGUCCACCACACACCUGGCAGGUUUAAGCAUUAGGUUGGAUGAAUUAGAAACUUUAAAACAGAAAUCUGUGAAAACAGCUUUAACCCAAACUGAUAAGAACCAAGUCAUUGUUUUGGAAACAUCUAGUUAUGCUAUUGUACCUGAUUUUAUUGCAAAAGUAAAUAAAGUUAGAGAGGCUGUUGCUGCAGUUAAUAGACAAUUACAUCAACCUGAACUAGCUGGAAAGGAUUUUGAAGAUUUUGGCCGACAAGAAAGUUCAUUAAAAGGUAUCAAAGAUGGCAUGAAUGCUUUAAAACCAAAUGUUGAGCUAGUAUUUGCUGAAAAGGAAAAUGUUUUAAAAAAAGCUUCUAAGGCAGAUGCUGCACAGAUAGAACGUGUAUCUGAAAAGUUGAAUGAAGAAUGGAACAAAUUAAAUACUUCUUAUGAAGAGAGAUAUAAAAAAUGGCAAAAAUCAAGUUCUAUAUGGCAAGGUUUUGAAAGUGAUCUUCGCAGCAUGACAUCAUGGCUCGUUAGUUCUGAAACAAUUUUGGCUCAUAGUAGAUUGCAAAAUGGAGAUUUAGAUUAUGAAAGGGCAAGAAUGCAUCAAGAGAUGUUACAAAAGCAAGUUAGUGAAAAAAUGGCUACCAUGGAGAGUAUAAAUGUGACUGGCCAAAAGGUGUUGGAUCAAUGUUCUGCUCCAGAUGCCAUCCUUUUACAAGAACAGCUGGAUUCUUUAAACAAACGAUGGAAAACUCUUGUAGUUGAAUUGGCAGCUAGAAAGGCCAAACUUGAUGAAGAUAAAUCUACAUUGGCUGUAGUUAAAGAUGAAAUGGAAGAUCUUACUUCAUGGCUGAAGGAAACUGAAACAUUACUAUGUGGAACACCUCGUACUACGGAUUUGGCCAAUGCAAAAGUGCUACUUGGAAAACUUAAGGAACAUGAACAAGAUAUUCCAAGUCGUAGAAGUAGUCUUUUAACCAUAAUGUUAGCUGGCUCCUUAGUCAAUGUGGAAGAUGUUGAAGCAUUAGAGCAACGUUAUGCUAAGGUUACUGGACUUUUACCGGAUAGAAGACAAAAUUUAGAAACAUAUGUGAAUGGUUUGUCUAAAUUUCAAGAAGAAGCAGUGAUAGAAAGUGAAUGGCUGAAGGAUUCUAGAAAAAAAUUAGAAGAUCGUCUUGCCUUAUAUAGUGCUGGUAGAACCGUUUCUGAUCCUUCAGAUGUAACAAAAGAUGACGUCACUGCUCAUCAUAAAACAGUUUCAAAACUCGUUCAGCAGCAAAAUGAACUGGAAUGUGCUGCUCAGAAAUCAUCUCUAAUUUUGUCCCCAUCUGUUAAAAGAACUGCUACUAGUUUGGCUUCCGAGUGGGCAUGCUUAACUCAAGUGUUAAAAAAAUUACGUCCAUAUGAAAGAUGCCCUUCUCCUGUCAAUUUAGAUCUCAUUCCUGCUUCAUCAUCAAAUUCAGCAAUCAUUGAAGCUAGAAGAUCUCGACUUACCUUUGGUGGCACACUUCCCACUAGUGGUCCUGGCAAAAUCUGGGCUGACCAACUUUGUGAACUGCAGGAUUGGCUUGAGAGCCAAGAUUUGAAUCUUCAAAUGCAAGUAGUUGAUGUUACAGAUGAGAAUGCUAUUGUAUCUGUUAUCGAGAAAGUCCAGAAAUUCCUAAACGAGCAAGACCAGAAAAAUGUGCAAUUAAAGAAACUAUUAGCGGCGGUCGCACAUUUCAGACAGAAAGGAGAUUACAACAAGGAAUUAGAAGCUAGAGCGCUGCAUCUUCACUCCGAGUGGGAGGAGGUGCGGGAGGGGGCGAUGCAGAGAAAGCGCCAGCUGGAAGGGAUGCUGGCCGACGGACGCAGCUUCGAGGAGAGGCGGAGGGAUGUGGACGCCUGGCUGUCCAGGCUGCAGGCUCGUCUCGAACGCAUGCCACCCGUAGGCCAAACCCUCGACAUUUUGGAAGCACAGCUCAAAGAACAAAAAGCUCUACAAGCAGAAGUUGGUCAGUGGAAGGGGGCAGUCGAAGGAGUGACCAGAACAGCGCACAAAAUUGCUGCCGACUGCCCGCAUGAUGAUGCCAAUCGUCUGCGCGCCAUUGCAGAUCGCAUUAACCAGCGGUACACAGAACUUGCCAUCAGUGUACAAGCUCGAGGAAAGGCUCUCUUGAACGCUCUCAACUCUCUUCAGCAGCUGGACAAGGCUCUGGAUCGUUUCCUGGCAUGGUUGUCAGAAACGGAAUCGGCCCUGGAGUUGCUGGAAGCAGAGGAAGAGAAGUAUGGUCCUAGAGAUGACUUCCACCAUCGUUCGCAUGGAUGCCAAGAACAAAUCAGGGAUUUGCAACGAGAAAUUGAAUCCCAGAGAGAUCUUCAUCAAACUUUAAGCGAACGUAGUAGCCAUUUACUUCAAAGUUUGGAGAGCCAAGAUGAUGCAUUACUUCUGGGUAGAAAGCUGCAAGAAAUGAAUCACCGUUGGAAUGCUCUCAGACUUAAGACUGUCUCUUUAAGGAAUCGUUUAGAAAGUAGUGCAGAUCAGUGGAAUCAAUUACUAUUGUCAUUGAGAGAACUGACUGAAUGGGUCAUCAAGAAAGAGACAGAGCUAUCUGCUCAACCUGCCAUUGGAGGAGAUGUUGGCUGCAUUGUUAAGCAGCAAGAUGAGCACAGAGCUUUUCGUAGACAGAUUGAUGAUAAAAGACCUGUUGUGGAAAGUAGUCUUUUAGCUGGAAGACACUAUGUGGCCAAAGAACCACCUCUUUCAGACACUAGCGACUCUGAAGCAAAGGAAUUUGAAGGAGAUAGUAGGGGAUAUAGAAGUGCUGAAGAACAAGCCAGAGAAAUCACAAGGAGUAUUCGAAGAGAGGUUAAAAAAUUGUCUGAUAAGUGGAAUGGGCUCCUUUCAAGAACAGAACAGAGGCAGAAACGCUUGGAUGAUGUUCUUGUGAAAAUGCAAACAUUACAACGAGCCAUGGAUGACUUGAAUACACGAUUGCAUUCAGCUGAAAAUGCCAAAUCAAAAUGGCCUCCAGUAUCUGAAUUUGUUUUGGAUCAACUUCCAGAACAAGUUGAUGAGUUGAAAAUUUUCAAAGAAAGGAUUGCACCUCUGCAAAUGCAUGUUGAUGAAGUUAAUGAGGCUGCUGCUCGUAUAACUGGUUGUAAUGUUUUAUUAUCGCAUUCCAAUCUCAAUAGACUUGAAGAGUUGAAUACUCGUUGGAGACUUUUGCAGUUGGCUAUUGAUGAUCGAAGAAAGCAGUUGGAACACUGUUUAAUCGACCAGGGCUCUGCACAACAACAAUUUCUGAGUGCUUCUGUCAGCCAUCCAUGGGAAAGAGCAGUAGCUGGAAACAAAGUGCCUUAUUAUGUGAAUCAUUUAACUGAAACUACUCACUGGGACCAUCCAAAAAUGAUUGAACUAAUGGAUUCUUUAGCUGAACUUAACGACAUUAGGUACUCAGCUUAUAGAACAGCAAUGAAACUUCGAACAGUUCAGAAAAAGAUUUGUUUGGACAUGGUUAACAUGAACAAUGCAAUCAAUGCUUUUGACCAACAUGGUUUAAGAGCUCAAAACGAUAAACUGAUUAGUGUUCCUGAAAUGAUUACUUGCCUUUCUACAAUCUAUGAAGGCAUUGCUACUGAAAAUAAUUCCUUAAUCAAUAUUCCUCUUUCUCUGGAUCUAUGUCUCAACUGGUUGCUCAAUUUGUAUGAUACUGUGACAAGAACUGGAUAUAUUAGGAUAUUAUCUUUUAAAGUAGGCAUAAUAUUGCUUAGCAGAGGAAGCUUGGAAGAUAAGUUUCGUUAUUUAUUUUGUUUAAUCGCUGAUGUCAAUGGUUGUGCUGAUGAAAGAAAACUUGGUUUAUUGUUGCAUGAUUGUGUUCAGAUACCCCGUUUGUUAGGAGAAAUAGCUGCAUUUGGUGGUAGUAACAUUGAACCUAGUGUUAGAAGCUGUUUUGAGAAAGCAGGGAAUCAGAAAGAGAUUCAGGCAUCUCAUUUCUUGACAUGGCUGCAGCAAGAACCACAAUCAUUAGUUUGGUUGCCUGUACUUCAUCGAAUGGCUGCUGCAGAGACUGCUAAACAUCAAGCUAAAUGCAAUAUUUGUAAACAAUAUCCAAUAGUAGGAUUUAGGUAUCGAUGUUUAAAAUGUUUCAAUUUUGAUUUAUGUCAGAGCUGCUUCUUCUCUGGUAGAAAGGCAAAAAAUCAUAAACUUACUCAUCCAAUGCAGGAAUAUUGUACAGCAACAACGUCAGGAGAAGAUGUUAGAGAUUUCACGAAAAUAAUGAAAAAUAAAUUUAAGUCGAAACGUUAUUUCAAGAAACACCAAAGGCUUGGUUACCUUCCAGUUCAGACUGUACUAGAGGGGGAUGAUCUUGAAAGUCCAGCACCAUCUCCUCAGCAUACACUAUCUUCUCAAGAAAUGCAUUCUAGGCUGGAACUAUAUGCAAGCAGGUUAGCUGAAGUAGAAUUAAGGACAAGAAGUAAUUCAACGCCUGAUUCAAGUGAAGAUGAGCAUCAAUUAAUUGCUCAAUACUGUCAAACUUUGAGUGGAGAGUUAGCUUUGCCAGUGCCUAGAAGUCCUGCUCAAAUUAUGGCUUUAAUUGAUGCAGAACAAAGGGAAGAAUUAGAAGCUAUGAUCCAUGAAUUAGAAGAAGAAAAUAGGCAUUUGCAAUCUGAGUAUGAAAGGCUACGUGGCUCUCGUGGAAGUCGUAGUGUAUCUCCUACUGUUACAGAAGAAGAACAAGAGCAGGAGCCUCUCACACCCUGCAGGGAUGAAGAAAUGUUAGCUGAAGCUAAGUUGUUGAGACAGCAUAAAGGGCGGUUAGAGGCUAGAAUGCAAAUAUUAGAAGAUCACAAUAGACAAUUGGAAGCACAGCUACAUCGUUUAAGGCAACUUCUAGAUGAACCUCAGCCAGUUCCAGUCCGUGGCAAUCCCCAAAACAAUGGUUAUGGCACUCCAAAUGCUUCUUGGAAUCGUACUGUCAUUGUAGAACAAGCUCCUAGAAGGAAUGGACAAAUACCAGAUCAUGGUGGUUCUGCUCGUGUUGGUAAUUUGUUACACAUGGCUGGCAACUUAGGAAAAGCUGUAGGUACUCUUGUAACUGUGAUGACAGAUGAUGAAGAUGCCAGUGGCUCAGAGGAUGAACUCAAACACUGACUGAAAAUAAAUCCGUAAUAAAUUUCCUCCAAAGACUCUUCAACAUUCUUCAAAGCUUGCGUUUCUGCAAGUUGUUGUUCUGUGAAAAACAUUUCCAAGAUCUUACCUCAAGCAUGAAUUGGAAGCACGCAUUUAUACGAAUCAUGAACUGAAUGUGAAAAAACAUAUCAUAGACCAAUGCCAGAAUGUCACUUCAUCUUUGCCUUAGUAUCUGCACAAGGGUCUCUCUUCAGAUGUGACUACGAAUAGUAUUUUUUUAAAUUAUUACCUAAGUCACCUUUGUGUUGAGUACCCAUUUACUUGCUUAGUAGACUGAUGGCAUGGAGUUGUUUCAACUUUAGAGAUUGGAGCUACUGAUUUUUAACCUCGAAUAUGUUUACUUUGGAGAUUAAUAGAGUCAUCCAUAUCAUACUGUUCUGUUUAUAAUUGAUUUAAAUUUAUAUAUGUAUUUUCAAAGAUGAGAUUGAAAGAUUUAUGUAUAAAGAUGGGUAUUUAUUUUUGAAAUGGUUAAUCAAUGGGCAUGAUGAGAUGUUAUUUAGAUUGCUCAUUUUCUUUCAAUAAUGCUUGCUUUUCAGUAUGCAUAUAAAAUAAAUAUCAACCAGAAGUUGAAAUUUACUUUUUAAAUCAUUAUGAAUGAUUGAUAAAUUUAUAUAAAAUAUAAUAAAAUUAAAAGUCAACAGUGCCCCCCCCCUCCCAUUAACUUUUAGGAAGAAAAUUAUUGGAAUUGUCACCUGUGAAAAUAAUUAUGAACUUACUUUAUGGCAAUAAAAGUUCAGAAGAGGUUUUUCCAUGUAAAAUUAUACUUAUUUUUGUUGAAAGUAUACUCUCCAGAAAUUCUGAAAAUAUUUUUUUUUUCUUUUUCUAAAGGUUUUCUACAUUAUUUGGUUUGCUUAAAAGUAUGUAUCAAUGCGCAAAUUACAUUUGAUUGCUAUUAUUUAUUAUUUAUUUAUUUAAUAUAUAAUUUUAUAUAAAGAAGUUCUAUAAUACUGGGAUUUCUAAAUAAAAAAAAAUUGAUAUCAGCAAAAAUUAUAAUUGUGGUUUGCUAUCUUUGAAACACUAAGAACUAAAACUUGAUUCAUUAAAUCUGUUUUAUUUUUCAAAUACAAUAAUUUUUUUAUUAUCAAUAAAUCUAUAAUUUCACUAUUAAUGCAAGUUUCAUAAAGUCAUUUGAAUCAUCUUGUCAUCUGAGAUAUUUUUCAUUAUGUUUUAGAUUACUUUUAUGAAUUGAUAUUGUAAAUAUUAUAUUCCGAUUUGAAAUGUAUAUAGUAAAGUUAUUGUUUGAUUUUCAAAACCAAAGCAUAUAUGAAAAGCUAUUUCAGAGUAUGAAAAUAUCUUAUGAACAUUUAUUAUUGAAAUUCUGACAAAAGUAUAUCAAAUAUAGUGUGUUUGUUUAUAAUUCUUGGGAAAACUAUAUGUGCUAAUUUAAAAAAAUUGAAUUCGUAUAAAAUAUGAACUAGAAUAAUUUUAAUCUUUAAAACAUAUCUAUGUAAAUUAAUGAAUUGCAUUACUUCUAUUUUGUUUUGUAUAUUAGGACCAAAAUGUGAAUUGCCCAAAGAGAGAAAAGGCGGUAAAUGUCUGUAUUAAAAGGCAGGAAACUCAUCACACUAAGUAGUGUCAUCAUGUGCCAUAUCAUAAGUACAUUUCAACUGUUACAUUCAAACACAUUACUUGAAGGCUAACAUGGCAUUCUUCAGUUAAAAGAAUGUGCAUUUUUUGUAUCUUUUUUUUAAGAAAGUCAUUCAUGUGUGCUGCCACUAGUUAGGUAGAUAGCUGACAAUUGAAAAUGAGACGGUAGCUAAAAAAUGUAUCAUAAGUUAUUCGUGACUCCAAUAUUGUAAGUAUUUUGUAAUGCAUUUAUGAGACAUUCGCAGCGUUACUGAAACAAGAUUUACUUUUUUUUUUUUUUUUUUUUUUUUGGAAGGGCGAGUGUCUUGUAACAUUUUUUCAUUAUUUCAUCUUCAAAAGGCAUAAUUCAUUGCGAUUUUAAAAAAUUGAUUUUUUUAAAUCUUUUACUUAAUUACAUGUAUUGAAUUUUAAAUAUUUCUAUGUUAAAGAGUUAUAAAAAGGAAAUUGAAAUCCAGCAGGUAAAGUGCUACUUUUCUUUUGCUGAAACAGAACUAAUGAUUGACGUUCUGUUGAUGUUCAUGAUGAGUGUAAAGUUGUUAUAUAACUUUUGCAGCAAUAAACUAAGAAAAUUUAGUGAA
Argiope bruennichi is the source of this 13143-nucleotide messenger RNA. RefSeq names its product dystrophin-like. Bases 131 to 10939 code for a protein of 3602 amino acids. Gene Ontology annotation, biological process: synaptic signaling. Gene Ontology annotation, cellular component: plasma membrane. The record is from RefSeq and is a predicted model, not a curated record. NCBI's taxonomy places the organism in Eukaryota, Metazoa, Arthropoda, Arachnida, Araneae, Araneidae. The transcript has 72 exons. Gene Ontology annotation, molecular function: zinc ion binding; protein binding.